Harpegnathos saltator (Jerdon's jumping ant) is the source of this 1068-nucleotide messenger RNA. It is a transcript of the gene mRpL43, whose product is annotated as mitochondrial ribosomal protein L43. Gene Ontology annotation, cellular component: mitochondrial large ribosomal subunit. The transcript has 4 exons. Gene Ontology annotation, molecular function: structural constituent of ribosome. The coding region runs from base 295 to 876 and encodes 193 amino acids. The record is from RefSeq and is a predicted model, not a curated record. Gene Ontology annotation, biological process: mitochondrial translation. Lineage: Eukaryota; Metazoa; Arthropoda; Insecta; Hymenoptera; Formicidae.
GAAACAUCGGUAUCGCCGAAAACACCGUGUUGGCCGCUCUCAGCUUCCUCUCUGAUUACAAGUCAAUUAAAUGUGAUAAUUGAGACGAAAUAAUUUUUUUCUUCCAGUGACUUCUUUUUUUGACAGAACGUCAACGUGGUCUAGCUAUUUUAAUGUAAAGAAUACUUCAGAAGAAAUACUUCAGAAGAUCCAAUACACGUUGCAGCAUUCGUAGAUAUUCAAUGAAUAUAUCGAUAUUUAUCUAACCUAUCUGUACUCUUUCGUUUCUCAUAUACAUAUUAUAUUUCAUUAAAUAUGUCGCACAGACACUUGUUUCUGAAAUCUGGAUUUUUACGUGCACCUCACGGUCUCGGAAUUGGCCGUUAUGUCUGUCAACUGCAAAGAGUUACUUUAAAAUUUUGUAAAAGCCAUGGUACAAGUAUGGGAAUGAGGCAUUUUAUAGAACAUAAUUUAAUUCAUUAUGCAAAGGAAAAUCCAGGAAUAGUUGUAUAUGUUAAACCAAGAAGGCACAGACAUCCUGUUAUAGUUGCCGAAUAUCUGAAUGGUGGUAGGCAAUGGAUGGAUGUUGCCAAUUACAAUCAGGAGGAUAUCAUCAAGUGGAUGGAAUUGUUGCGUACACAGAUUCAUGAUAGUGCAUCCUUAAGAUUGCGGAAACUAUGGCACACGGAAUUUCCAUCCAUUCAAGGGCCAUGGACACCCUUCUUCUUUAAAGAUCCAAUGAUAAAUCUUGUCCACUUCCCAAAUAAGGAACAUGGUGCAGCUGUUAAACUAACUCCUACUGCAACGGAACAACUUAUCCAAUUGUUCAAAGCCCAACAAUUGCAAGAUAACACAGCUAAUGACUCUCAAGAUACUGAGCGUGUUGAAACAACAUAAUUCUAUAUACAAUUUUGUAUAUUUUGUAACCCAAACAUUCAGAACAUACGCAAAAAUAUAUAGUAUAAAAUUUAGAAUUGAUACUCUAGUAACCAUACGGAGAAAACAUAGUACUACGUGAUGCUAAAUAAGUAUACAUAUAUGUAUAUAUUUCUUAUGCAUAAGGAAAAGUAAAAUAUCUAAUGAAAAGUA